AUGGAAGGUGAAUCUUCCACGCCUAGCCGCAGGGCCGACGAGUCGGAUCCCCACGCGCAAAUAAUCACGGAUGGUUCGGCGGAUAUAGCAAAGACGGCUGCCAACGACAUGAUCGAGGUAGGCGUUGUUGGACGGCGUCCAAUGCAAAUCAUCUUUACAGGGCCGAGGACGACCAUCGGUUACGACCACACCAAAGAUGCGCCCAGCGACGAGGCUCCCGAAUCGAUGAUCCCCACCCAGGCCGAGAUCGAAGCCUACCGGAUUCUCCCAGAUGAAAACCACCGUGGUGGACACUAUCUUCUUCUUCUAGGAGAUGUGGGAUGGCAUACCAGGGAAGAAGAUGGAUGUGGCCAAGAUGGACGUCAAGAAACGAAGGGUAUGGCUUGGGGAGGUUUGUUUGUAUCAUGCGGCAGAGGACAAGCGUCCAGCCGAGAGGCCCAUGGUGCCUAUCGUCCCGAAAAAGACGGCGUCCAGCGAGCCUGGGACGAAUACUAUUCCGUUUUCAAAAUGACCAAGAGCAUGACCGCCGUGGUCUCGCUUCAAAAGACCUUGGAAAGUCGCUUGCCCGACCUCCGAAACAGGCCUGACGAUGAGGGAUUGCUGGCCUUCUAUGAUUUUACAGAGGACCUGACUGCGGAGGAUGCGAAACGAGUCGUCUUUGCCAGCAAGGCCGCAUUUCCGGGGUUGCCAGAGUUUGAACCGGUCGUCGUGAUGACCUUGCAUCGCGCAUUGAAGCGCACCUCUCUGGGAGCGACGCUGCCAUUCAGGCGGCUCAUCCCCUUUCUACGCUUUGGGCAUGAACGCCUGACGGCAGACAUGGGGCAGGAAGUGGUCGACGCGGUCGUCCGAGACAUCCUUAGAAUUGUCGAAAUCGCCUACGAGGUGGAAUCCGUGAGUUGGACGGCGUCCAACCGCACCACCGAAGACGGCGUGGUCCGGCAGCUGUUGGAGAGCAUCUCCUUUUCGCUUAUGGAGAUUGUGGCGUACUUCGAUCGGGAGAAUCAGAGUCUGCGCGAGCAGUAUGGAGGGGUCACUCAGCACAUGUCGUUGAAGGAGUUGAUGAGGAAGAUUGGCGAAUGUGGCGAUGCGACGUCUAUGCAAGUGCUCCAGGGACACAUCUUUGCCCUGGCAGCUGAGCAGUUGGUCACCCGCAAUGACAACGGGCAAGCCCAGCUUAGGAAGUUGGCUGCUAUAUUGAAAGAGGCAUCGUUGGCUUGA
Messenger RNA from Glarea lozoyensis ATCC 20868, 1218 nucleotides. RefSeq lists its product as uncharacterized. The coding region runs from base 1 to 1218 and encodes 405 amino acids. NCBI's taxonomy places the organism in Eukaryota, Fungi, Ascomycota, Leotiomycetes, Helotiales, Helotiaceae. The record is from RefSeq and is a predicted model, not a curated record. The transcript has 4 exons.